This is a messenger RNA of Trematosphaeria pertusa, 2203 nucleotides long. Its product is annotated as MFS general substrate transporter. Gene Ontology annotation, molecular function: transmembrane transporter activity. Gene Ontology annotation, cellular component: membrane. The coding region runs from base 163 to 2043 and encodes 626 amino acids. NCBI's taxonomy places the organism in Eukaryota, Fungi, Ascomycota, Dothideomycetes, Pleosporales, Trematosphaeriaceae. Gene Ontology annotation, biological process: transmembrane transport. The transcript is spliced from 4 exons. The record is from RefSeq and is a predicted model, not a curated record.
AUAUGAAGGAUGAAGCCCCUUGAAGAGGCCAUGCAGCGCAGGCGCAACUCAUCAUCGAUCGUCACGACUCCAGAUUCCUUUGCGCUAUUCUGCGUAGACUUCGUCUAGUCAAACUUGUCAUCACGUGUUUUCGCGUUCGCGAUCGAAGAGAGACCGUUCGGAAUGGGGCUUCGGAAAUGGGUCAGCCGUCCCAUCCGAGGGCAUCACCUCGGAGUGGAGGAUCUGACACGCGGCGAUGAAGGUGUUCCCGCCUCCAAACGCCGCAAAUGGGCUCUUCAAACGAUAGACUCGUCGCCAUUCCAAAUCUGGGUCGUCGUUGUAGCUGGCAUCGGUUUCCUGACUGACGCCUUCGCUCUGUUCUCUCUUAACGUCAUAACACCCAUGAUCGGCUACGUCUACUGGCCCGAAAACAAAGAUUCCGACGGCGUUCCUCAGCUCCCAUCGUCCGUGAAAACCGCCAUGAUGUGUUCGACCCUCGCCGGAACGAUGAUCGGGCAGAUCGCCUUUGGAUUCGCCGCCGACAGACUUGGGCGUAGAAAGAUGUACGGACUUGAACUGGUGAUCGUAAUUGUCGGCACAAUGCUCAUGCUCAUGAGUUCUAACGGUGAGAAGAACAGCAUGACGGUCGGAGGAUGGCUGAUUGCUUGGAGGACCCUCACUGGGCUGGGAAUCGGAGCAGACUAUCCAUUAAGUGCUUGCAUUGCUGCUGAAUUUGCGCCGCGCAAAUAUAGAGCGAGGAUGAUCAGUUGGGUCUUCUUCGCGCAACCGAUCGGCCAGCUGCUGGCGAAUGUGCUUUCCCUUGCGGCAGUGGAAGGCUUCAAGUCCCAGAUCACUCAGACAGGGCUCUCCUGCCCGGCUGGCGAGGAAGGUGAGCAGUGCUUUCGGGCGAUUGAUCGGCUGUGGAGAUUGGUUGUCGGUAUUGGCAUCGUGCCGGCGGUCAUCGCUCUGGCUUUCCGUUUCACCAUCCCCGAGUCGCCGCGGUACAAGCUCGACAUCCUUCGCAACGUCCACUCAGUCUUCGAAGACACGAAUAAUUACUUCGGUGCACCAGAGGCUGAUGCUGAAGGAGGGGAGCUGGACAUUCUACCCACCACGUCAGACCUUCCCGCGCCUCUCUCUCGGCGCACCUCGAACUCUUCGGAAAUUGCGCCAGACGCGGACGUCCAGAGCGACAGCGGAUCUGAAGGUCGGCCCAGCUCGGUCCAGCAAAGGCCGGCAUCUCGAGCCUUCCAGCUCCCACCCGGGGACCCUAGCUUCGUGCCACCUCUUGCUUCAUGGUCCGAUGCCAAGACUUUCUUCAUCCAUGAAGGCAACUGGCAAUACCUGCUCGGCACCUCGCUCUCAUGGCUAUUCCUUGACUUCGCCUUCUACGGAUUGGGGCUUUCGUCGCCCGAAAUCGUGCGGCAUAUCUGGGAGAACCCCAAGGAUCCACGCUCUUCCGUGUUCGCCUCGCUGCGCAACAACAGCGUGCAUACGCUGGUCAUGGUAUCCAUAGGGGCGACCAUCGGCGGCGCCGCGAUGAUCAAGGUUGUCAAGUACGUGAGCCCGAAGGUGAUCCAGCUCUGGGGGUUCCUGGUGCUGUUCGUGUUGUUCAUUGUGACGGGGAGUGCGUGGACGAAGCUGCUGGAUACGAGCCGAUCGGGACUGAUCGUGCUGUACGUCCUUGCCCAAAUCGCGUUCAAUCUCGGCCCGAACGUGACGACAUUCAUCAUACCCGCCGAGAUAUUCCCCACCCGGUACAGGUGCACCUCGCACGGCAUCGCGGCCGCAGCCGGAAAACUUGGCUCCUGGCUUGUCCAGAUCUUCCUUGCGUACGCCUUCAAGGCCAACAGCCAGCAGCAGCAGUUCGACUGGGAGCGCGAAAACUUCGGUCACGUGUUGCAGGUGAUGAGCGCCUUCAUGGUUGCCGGAGCCGUGACGACGUACUUUCUUGUGCCCGAGACGAGGGACCACGAUAACAAGAGCAGGACGCUAGAGGUGCUGGCCGGCGGUAAGAAAGUGCUAGACGGGUUGAAUCAGCAGAGGCGCCAGGAAGAGGACUAGAUGUGGUACGACUAGAUUAUUCUAGCCCCGGCGGCACCUAAAUCAGACUAACUCUGGUUCAAUUACACUCUUACUAGUGUCUUACUAGCGCAGCUCUAAAACUCCUAUAAACUUUUAAGCUAAUUAUAAUAUAUGGCUUUAGCUUCCCGGUCAAUCUAAC